Maylandia zebra (zebra mbuna) is the source of this 6100-nucleotide messenger RNA. NCBI's taxonomy places the organism in Eukaryota, Metazoa, Chordata, Actinopteri, Cichliformes, Cichlidae. The record is from RefSeq and is a predicted model, not a curated record.
GGCCGGUGGAUCCCUCUCUGACCACUACAGACGAUCUUCGGAGUUGUGUGUGUGUAGUGUGUGCGCUCCACUCCCGCUGGCUGCUAUGACCUAGCUACCGGACGACACUUUCCGUUUUUCCACGCUGACCCUUCCGCCUCAAACUGCAGUCCCCACACUCAACGUUACGGUCGUUUAUGGUCGCAUUACCGCCACUUUUUCAUCGUAGCUGCUGGCCUCCGGGGCUAGCUGGCUAGCAGAGAGGGGGUGACGGAGUGGAGCCAGCUGGUCGGACUGAGAAUCGGCAGCGUUAGCAAACAAGCUAAUUAGCGAGAAAGACUCAGCCUGGAUUAUUGCCUUUAAUCAAAAGAGAGCAUAGGUCUGCGGCUUCACCCACUGCAGCAAAAAUGAAGAUAACUGUGGAUUUCGAGGAGUGUUUGAAGGACUCCCCAAGGUUCAGAGCCACCAUAGAGGAAGUGGAGGGGGAUGUGUGCGAGUUGGAAUCCAAGCUUGACAAAUUGGUGAAAUUGUGUAUCGGGAUGAUUGAUGCUGGAAAAGCCUACAACGCAGCUAACAAACAGUUUGUUAAUGGGAUCCGGGAGCUUGCACAGCAGUCCACCAAAGAUGAGGUCAUUGAGUCCAGUCUCACAAAGUUUGCCGAGAGUCUGCAGGAGAUGAUCAACUAUCACACGAUAUUAUUCGAUCAGGCCCAGAGAUCAAUCAAGACGCAGCUUCAAACCUUUGUCAAAGAUGACCUGCGUAAGUUCAAAGAAGCCAAGAAGCAAUUUGACAAAGUGAGCGAGGAAAAGGAGACGGCGCUGAUCAAGAAUGCCCAAGCUCCCCGUAACAAGCAGCACGAGGUGGAGGAGGCCACCAACAUCCUCACUGCCACGCGCAAGUGCUUCCGGCACAUUGUCCUCGACUACGUCUUACAGAUAAACGUGCUACAGUCCAAGAGAAGGUCGGAGAUCCUAAAAUCAAUGCUGUCCUUCAUGUACGCCCAUCUGACGUUUUUCCACCAAGGUUAUGACCUCUUCAGUGAACUGCAGCCUCUUAUGAAACAGCUGGGAGGGCAGUUGGACCAGCUGGUGGUGGAUGCUGCCAAAGAGAAGAGGGACAUGGAGCAGAAGCACUCCACCAUCCAACAAAAGGCUGCACUGCAGGAGGUGACAGAGCUCCACUUUUUACCAGACUACAGCAACUUUUGCGCUUGGAGGUCGACCUCUGAUUUCUCGAAUGACGACACAAAGCUGGAGUACAAUGUGGAUACAGACAACGGCAUCGCCAUGGAGGGUUAUCUGUUUAAGAGGGCCAGCAAUGCCUUCAAGACAUGGAAUAGGCGCUGGUUCACCAUCCAAAACAAUCAGCUGGUUUACCAGAAGAAAUUUAAGGACAACCCUACAGUGGUGGUAGAAGACCUGAGGCUAUGCACAGUCAAGCACUGCGAGGACAUAGAGCGUCGCUUCUGUUUUGAAGUCGUGUCACCCACCAAGAGCUGUAUGAUGCAGGCAGACUCCGAGAAGCUGCGACAGGCUUGGAUCAAAGCUGUCCAGAACAGCAUCGCCACCGCCUUCCGCGACAAGGGAGAUGACAGUGAGAAGCUGGAUAGGAAGUCGUCCACAUCAACAGGGAGCCUGGACUCUGGAGGGGAGCCAAAGGAGAGAUCACUGAAAGGAGAGAGUGCCCUGCAGAAAGUCCUGGCCAUCCCAGGCAAUGUUUGCUGCUGCGACUGUGGGCAGCCGGAGCCCCGCUGGGCCAGCAUCAACCUGGGCAUCACCCUGUGUAUACAGUGCUCUGGCAUCCACAGGAGUCUGGGAGUGCAUUUCUCCAAGGUUCGUUCUUUGACUUUGGACACUUGGGAACCAGAACUGCUAAAGUUAAUGUGUGAACUGGGCAACAAAGUAAUCAACCAGAUCUAUGAAGCUCGGCGAGAGGAGCUUGGAGCAAGAAAACCACAGCCGGGAGAUCCGAGGCACGAGGUCGAGGCCUACAUCAAAGCCAAGUAUGUGGAUCGUCGAUUUGUACGCCGGCCGUCAGACGAGGAGCUUCGCAGCAAAGUGGUCUCUCUGAGCAAACAGGAGAAGAGGCUGAGCGGCAACUCUGAGCACAUGCCACCAAAAGCGCCUCCACCCACACCAAAACUUCGACCUGGUUCGAAUGCUUCAGGGCAGUCAGCUGCUGCCAGUGGUGCCGAGGCCCGCCGGGACUCUCUCUUCUGUCCUGACGAGCUUGACUCGCUCUUCUCCUACUUUGACACCUCCUCCAAGCUCAGGAGCAUAAAAAGUGCAGACAGCGGCAUCCAGAACAGUGCUGAUGGGAGCAGGGAGAUGCUGGCCACCACCCCCUCCAAUGACAGCCUGGCAGAUGCAGAACCCGCUGAGACUCCACCCAUGCCCAUGCCCGCCACACUGCCUCCUCCGUCACCCUGUAAGGAGAUGGUUUUCUAUGAACCCAAGGAGUACAGCCCGGGUCUUCAGCUCUACUGGGCGUCCUGCGCCCGCAGCCUGCCGGACAUGGCAGAGGCGCUAGCCCACGGAGCCGAGGUCAACUGGGUCAAUACGGAGGAGGAAAAGAGGACCCCGCUGAUCAUGGCAGUGCAGGGGGGGUCUCUGGUCACCUGUGAGUUUCUGCUCCAAAAUGCAGCGAAUGUGAACCAACAGGACGCUCAGGGCCGAGGACCCCUCCAUCAUGCCACCAUGCUGGGACACACGGGGCAAGUGUGUUUAUUCUUGAAACGAGGAGCGAAUCAAAACGCUACAGACAUUGAGGAGAAAACACCGCUGUCCAUAGCGGUGGAGGCGGCCAACGCAGACAUUGUCACCCUGUUGCGACUAGCCAAGAUGAACGAGGAGAUGCGGGAGGCGGAGGGGCCCUACAGCCAGUCAGGAGAUGAAACGUACCAGGACAUUUUCCAGGAUUUCACCCACAUGGCCUCCAAUGACCCAGACAAGCUGAACCGCUACUAGCAGUACGACUCGCAGCGGCCGUGACGCUGCAGAGCGCCGUCCACCCGCGGUCAGAAGGGCUGUUUUCACAAAAACAAAAGUUGGAAUGAUGUCCACUUCGCAUUCACACUCAUUCAGAAACGGCCCAUCAAAGCCAGCGACCGUAUCUAAUGUAGCCAAAGCUCCCUUUCAUCAGUUCGUUUUCACCAAGGCGAGUGCUUCGUUCAAUUGAAGGGGAGCUUCAACAGUGGAUUUUUUUUAUUUUUAAACUGUGCAUGUUAAUAGGAUGUAUAACAGUAAGUAAAUGGUACAGUGUUAACGCCUUUGGAAGGAUUCACAUAGUCUUAAAUCCAAUGAUAAUUACACUCAGACUGAAUGUAAAGAUGCCGUCAAGGCUGUCGCUUACUUUGACUGAGUUAAAUGUUUGCUGUCACACUUUGUGACGGUGAAGGACACUUAUUGUUUUUUUUUAAUAAAGUUAAAGUUGUGGUGCAUCAGAGCUGCACAGAGAAGUAAGCCCACGGCAGACUUUUAAAGGCUCUGUUUCAUGCUUUUUGUUAACUGCUUCUGCUUUUCAUUGGGACUCUUUUAAUGAGCUGCAGCAUUUUUUUUAAUGUAAGUUUUUCUUUAGAGAAUCAUCAGUAAGUGUAUAAGUGUCCGUAUGCUUUUAUGUUAAAUCACCACAGACGUCUACCAGUUUGGAUGGUGGCUUUGAAGUGUACAGUGAUCUCUGACAGCAGCAAACCCAGAAUGAAUUCACAUGUAAGGUUAAAUAGUUGAUUUGACUUGAUUUUUAAAUGCUUUUCUUUUUUAGAAAUGUAAUUUCUCACAAGUACCUGCAGUGGUUUGAAAAACCAUCGGUCAUUAUUGGGAUGAUUUCACUGUGUAGAUACAGGCAACGCUUUAUUUUAUGGGUCAAUAAUGUUCCAGGUGUUUGUCGGUGUGACAGUGUAACGCUGUUUUUAUCAUAAUGGCAUUUUCCCAGAGUAGAUCCAUGAAAAACUAAAAGAAAACAGUUAAUGCUGGUCAAUCCUGCCAUAGUCGAGUGGCUCGACAUUCACAGCAGCUCGUCAGAAAAACAAAACAUCCUCCUGCUGUUGUAAACCAGUCGGCUAUCGAUCGUUAUACAAGCCCUUUAAUAAGACGACAGCAGCGCGCGGUAAAAUGUGUUUUAUAGCUUAGCAGUUGUCUGUAACGUAUCUAAUGCUGCAGUCACACAAAAUACAGUGGCUGUACCAAAAACGUUGCUGCGACUGUGCAAUAAACUUGUUGCCUUUGAAAUAGGUGUAGCUUUGAGGACGGGAAGAAGAUGCUGGAGUCAGUCUGAUAUCAGUUUGUGAUUGAAUGAGGUCACGUUGGCAGUUGCAUGAAAUCGCUUAAAUUUGAAGCAGUAAUUCUUCCAUAAAUAACGAUGUAGUUGCUGCAGGACGGCAAUUUAACUGCAAAAUGACGCAGGUGCUCAUCAGCCUUGCUUUGAUGUAGGAAUAUAACCACGGUACAACCGGUUUAGACCAGGUGAGUCAAGUUUCCUAUUGUAAAGAUGUGCAUCACAAAUGAGUCGCCCUCACCGCUGCAGACUGACUGUAUCAACAGUUAUCUGCAAACUCUCAGCAAUCUGUCUGAGAGCGAAUGCAGUCAGUCCGUGUCCCGGCUUUCUUUGGAGACACGCUCCCUCCCACGUGGUCACCUAAAGGUUGAGGGUAUUGCACGCUUGGUCUUUGACACCAAAAAAUUCAGUGCAAUCAACGCACAACUGUUGGCUUUGUUUUUUCCUCUGUGCAAGGUUGCUGUUCGGUUUGGUCGUUACUGAAAAAUGUGAGUUCUCUGACCGGCUGAUGAGUCGCUGUUGGCGGUCGCAAAGGCAUCAGAUAGCUCCUUGCAGUUGCUUUGGUUGCUAGUAGAUUGCAGUUGUCGCCUAUAGUUUGCAUGGGCGGUGUACAGUCAUCCGCAAACACCGCUGAGUUUUAGUGAAGCUCGAAAAAGUGCGACACAAACUAGAUAUGGAAGUUGUGCCUUACCACUGACUUAUCAUCGUUUCAUUAUUUUGGUCAGACUUUUUUCAAGAUUUACUACCACUUCAAAAGUACUUAGCAUCUGCUGUGCAGACUUCCACAACUGUGGCAAUCCGCUAGCAACCAAAGCAACUUUAUAUAAUACGCAUUUGUGGUCAAUUUCAACUCACAACUGCCAGAAACCGCUCGGCAACUCAUUGGGAAGUACACAUUUGCCCCUGACAGCGUAACUAAAAAGCAGCAGAAAACUAAAAAUUCUGAAAAUGAGCAUCUUCUUAUUUCAUGGAUGAAUCUAUAAGCAAUAUCAGUGCUUUUCUGUCCAAUUAAUCUGCUGUGUGCGUGUUCAGACCAGCUGAAUUCAGCACUGUGCUGUUUCCUGCCUCUAACUAUACAGAAGACGAGAUUAAAUAUAGAUCCACUGAACGGCUGUCGCUGAAGCACAGAGGCCGAGGUUUACUCAGACAUGUAAAUGGUGCACACAGUCUCUCAUAGCUAAUUAGGAGCAAACUACACCGACCCUUCAAUGAAAUUUGUUAGCAGGUUUUUGGGAAUGUUUUGAAAAUGACAGACCUGUAAACUCAGAGCGAUGCAGAGUAACCGGAUGUGUUAGUGAGUAAUGCACCUGCUGUGAGACAUUUGUUGUUUCCGUCCUCUCGUGUGUUGAGCUGAGACAUUAACCCGAUGGAUCCAGUUUAGACGCCUCCGGGUGAGUUCAGUGAAAUCUUCAAAUUCGACUUCUGCAACUUCACUGAUGGAAGUUUUGUACUGUGAGUUUCUGUGUUCCUCGCUUCUCCUGCACUUCACUUUGAAAGUUACACGACAUACAGUCAGAUGUUAAUCGCAGAGGAAACCUGGGGCUGAUGAAACUUGGGAUACAAUUCUUGUACAUUUUGUACAGAUGCUUUUGAAUUCUCCAGAGGACUGAAGUAUAAAGUUAAAGGUACUUGAAUCAUUAAAUAAGCUUUUGUAUAUGCUGUUCUUUGUAUCGUUCAAUAAUUUUAGCCCCCUUUUUUAAAUUGCCUGUCUGUACACCAAUAUACAUGUACUGUACGUUAUACCUGUAAUAUGGAAGGAUUUCAAUACAUACAGACUUGAGGAUUCAGCUCAGUGUUGGUUCUUUUACUUUGAGUUCUUCAUUUGACUUCAUUAAAAUCAUCAAACAGC